UAGCUAUCUUACCCCGUCAUACCUCACAUUUACUCUAUGCAAUAUUCCAUAUGAUAUAGGAGAGGAUAGGAGGACUAUAAAGACAAUAAAGCUAGGCAAAAUGGAAAACUGUCCUCCAAAUGUCAGUCUUCCGUUGGGUGCUUCCACAUGAACACGAUACAAUCCACAUUUUAAGUCAUCGUCGCGUCGUCGUCGUUGUUGCGUCGGUCGUGGGUUGGUCCGGUUGUGCGGUGUUCUAUCACAGUGUUUUAACCGUUAUAAACCUCAGCGGGUUUAAAUAACGUCACAUUUGUGAGUGACAGUUAUGUCUAACCUUAGCCAAAAGGCCGAUGAUGACGACAUAGAAGAGGAGCACAAACGAAAGGUCAAAGCCGAACUUCCAUAUCUCUUCGAAAAGGAGCUAACACAAAAUCAGAAUAAAAGGAUUUACAUUGUCGAUGAAUUCAUUGCUACCGAACGAGUGACGCCCAUCGAGGGAAAGUUUUAUUCAAAAUUCAAUGAUGCACACAUCAAGGGCAUUACAGAAAGACAGUGUUUCUGGAAAUUGACUAAAGAAGAGCGUAAUGGAUCAAAGCUGAAGCUAGAGUUUCCUGUUUUAGAAAGUCAAAUGUAUGGAUGGAUGCCGAAGAACGUCAGCAAGGUGGCAUUGAAAAGGAUCAACUAUAUACAAGCACCAAAACUACGUUGUCCCAUGACAAUCCAUGGGGAGAAAAUAAGCUCGGAACGAGUGACUGAGAGGACGAAAUUCGCUGGAGAACGAUUUAAUUUGAUGUAAAUUUAAAAUGUGUGAAUGUGGAAAAAAAUAUACAGAAGGUGCAAUGAAACUGAAAACAAA
Messenger RNA from Episyrphus balteatus (marmalade hoverfly), 835 nucleotides. RefSeq lists its product as uncharacterized. Lineage: Eukaryota; Metazoa; Arthropoda; Insecta; Diptera; Syrphidae. The transcript has 2 exons. The coding region runs from base 305 to 775 and encodes 156 amino acids. The record is from RefSeq and is a predicted model, not a curated record.